AUGCAGAAUAAGAAGAUGAACGUCGAAGUGCGCACAGAACGUGUACAUAAGACAAUGGCAAUGUUAGAGGAGCGUUACCGCAACUCAGACAAGGAACUUAUACACUUCCAAAUCCUCAAAGUACAAAGCUACCUCGCACUGAAGUACUGUGGAUUGCAAUCAGUUGUAGACAUCCUAAUCAAAGGAUACAAGCAACCGGAUGCAAGCGAAGGACACUUGUCUGACAUAGAACAGACCAAGUUUCAUACUAUGACAGAGACACACAUAAGAACAGCGUCUGUGACACAAGCAGAGCGUAUGUUGCGGGAUCAGACGCGAGCAGCAAACAAGCGCAAUAACGCACAGACAAACGCGCAGGUGGAGGAUUACUCUACAAACGCUAACAAACGGCACAAGCCAGAUGAUGGUGCACACCACCAACACAGGCAAGGGGGGCAGACACAGAAAAAGAAAGGAGCACGCGAAGAGUGUGCAUGCCCCUGUUGUCAGAAAAUGCCAUCACCACAUAGGUACAGCGAAUGUCCUGAGAAGAAAACAAAUCAAGCCAAGAAGGCUGAGCAGCGAGCCAAAAAAGAUGUGCAGAUAGCAAGACUGUCCAUUACGUCUGACAAGGUGGAAGACAUUACAGAAGGUAAUGAGCACUGA
Messenger RNA from Sphaeroforma arctica JP610, 645 nucleotides. RefSeq lists its product as hypothetical. The transcript has a single exon. The record is from RefSeq and is a predicted model, not a curated record. Lineage: Eukaryota; Ichthyosporea; Ichthyophonida. Bases 1 to 645 code for a protein of 214 amino acids.